AUGCACACUGCCCAGAGCUCCUGCCCUGGAAGCCCCCCAGAUACUGGUGAUGGGUGGGAGCCAGUCCCAUGCCGGGGAGAGGUCGACUUCGGAGGGUCCGGGAAGAAGCGAGGCAAGUUUGUGAAGGUGCCAAGCAGCGUGGCCCCCUCUAUGCUCUUCGAACUCCUGCUCACCGAGUGGCACCUGCCAGCCCCCAACCUAGUGGUAUCCCUAGUGGGCGAGGAGCGGCCUUUCGCUAUGAAGUCCUGGCUUCGGGACAUCCUGCGCAAGGGGUUGGUGAAAGCAGCUCAGAGCACAGGUGCUUGGAUCCUGACCAGCGCCCUCCGUGUAGGCCUGGUCCGUCAUGUUGGACAGGCUGUACGUGAUCACUCUCUGGCUAGCACAUCCACCAAAGUUCGCGUAGUGGCCAUUGGAAUGGCCUCUCUGGACCGUAUCCUUCAUGGUCAGCUUCUAGAUGGUGUCCAGGAGGAUACCCCCAUCCACUACCCUGCAGAUGAGGGCAGCAUCCAGGGACCUCUCUGCCCUCUGGACAGCAAUCUCUCCCACUUCAUCCUGGUGGAGCCUGGUGGCCUCGGGAGUGGAGACGGACUGGCAGAGCUACGGCUGAGCCUGGAGAAGCACAUCUCUCAGCAGAGGACAGGUUAUGGGGGCACCAGCAGCAUCCAGAUACCUGUCCUUUGCCUACUGGUCAACGGUGACUCCAGAACCCUGGAGAGGAUUUCCAGGGCAGUGGAGCAGGCUGCCCCAUGGCUGAUCCUGGCAGGUUCUGGGGGCAUCGCUGAUGUACUUGCCGCUCUGGUGAGCCAGCCUCAUCUCCUGGUGCCUCAGGUGACUGAAAAGCAGUUCAGAGAGAAAUUCCCCGGCGAGUGUUUCUCUUGGGAAGCCAUUGUGCACUGGACGGAGCUGCUACAGAACAUCGCUGCGCACCCCCACCUCCUCACUGUGUAUGACUUCGAGCAGGAGGGUUCUGAGGACCUGGACACUGUCAUCCUCAAGGCACUUGUGAAAGCCUGCAAGAGCCACAGCCAGGAGGCCCAAGACUACCUAGACGAGCUCAAAUUGGCUGUGGCCUGGGACCGCGUGGACAUUGCCAAGAGCGAGAUCUUCAAUGGUGACGUGGAAUGGAAGUCCUGCGACCUGGAAGAGGUGAUGACAGAUGCCCUAGUGAGCAACAAGCCUGACUUCGUGCGCCUCUUUGUGGACAGCGGUGCUGACAUGGCCGAGUUCUUAACCUAUGGGCGGCUGCAGCAACUUUACCACUCCGUAUCCCCCAAGAGCCUCCUCUUUGAACUGCUACAGCGUAAGCAUGAGGAGGGCCGGCUGACGCUGGCUGGCUUGGGUGCACAGCAGGCCCGGGAGCUGCCCAUUGGAAUGCCUGCUUUCUCACUCCACGAGGUCUCCCGUGUACUGAAGGAUUUCCUGCACGAUGCCUGCCGUGGUUUCUACCAAGACGGGCGCAGGGCAGAGGAGAGAGGGCCGCCCAAGCGACCGACAGGCCAGAAGUGGCUGCCAGAUCUCAAUCGGAAGAGUGAGGACCCUUGGAGAGACCUGUUCCUCUGGGCUGUGCUGCAGAACCGUUAUGAGAUGGCCACAUACUUCUGGGCCAUGGGCCAGGAGGGUGUGGCUGCUGCUCUGGCCGCCUGCAAGAUCAUAAAGGAAAUGUCUCACCUGGAGAAGGAAGCAGAGGUGGCCCGCACCAUGCGUGAGGCCAAGUAUGAGCAGCUGGCCCUGGAUCUUUUCUCAGAGUGCUACAGCAACAGCGAGGACCGCGCCUUCGCCCUGCUGGUACGCAGGAACCACAGCUGGAGCCGGACCACUUGCUUGCACCUGGCCACUGAAGCCGAUGCCAAGGCCUUCUUUGCCCAUGAUGGUGUGCAAGCAUUCCUGACCAAGAUCUGGUGGGGAGACAUGGCCACAGGCACGCCCAUCCUACGGCUGCUGGGUGCCUUCACCUGCCCAGCCCUCAUCUAUACCAACCUCAUCAGCUUCAGUGAGGAUGUCCCACAGAGGAUGGCCCUGGAAGAUCUGCAGGAGCCAGACAGCUUGGAUGUGGAAAAGAGCUUCCUGUGCAGCCAGGGCGGCCAAUUGGAGAAGCUGACAGAGACACCAAGGGCUUCAGGCGAACUGGGCCCACAAGCUGCCUUCCUGCUCACACGGUGGCGGAAGUUCUGGGGAGCGCCUGUGACUGUGUUCCUGGGGAAUGUGGUCAUGUACUUUGCAUUCCUCUUCCUCUUCACCUAUGUCCUGCUGGUGGACUUUCGGCCACCUCCCCAGGGGCCAUCUGGGUCUGAGGUCACCCUCUAUUUCUGGGUGUUCACACUGGUGCUGGAGGAAAUCCGACAGGGCUUCUUUACAGACGAGGACACACGCCUGGUGAAGAAGUUUACUCUGUAUGUGGAGGACAACUGGAACAAGUGUGAUAUGGUGGCCAUCUUCCUGUUCAUUGUUGGUGUCACCUGCAGGAUGCUGCCCUCGGUGUUUGAGGCUGGCCGCACUGUUCUGGCCAUCGACUUCAUGGUGUUCACACUUCGGCUCAUCCACAUCUUUGCCAUUCACAAGCAGCUGGGGCCUAAGAUCAUCAUUGUAGAGCGGAUGAUGAAGGAUGUCUUCUUCUUCCUCUUUUUCCUGAGCGUGUGGCUUGUGGCCUAUGGUGUGACCACUCAGGCCCUACUGCACCCCCACGACAGCCGUUUGGAGUGGAUUUUCCGCCGAGUGCUCUACCGGCCUUAUCUGCAGAUCUUUGGGCAAAUCCCUCUGGACGAGAUCGAUGAGGCCCGUGUGAACUGUUCGCUUCAUCCUCUACUGCUGGAAAGCUCGGCUUCCUGCCCCAAUCUCUAUGCCAACUGGGUGGUCAUUCUCCUUCUGGUCACCUUCCUGCUGGUCACCAAUGUGCUACUUAUGAACCUGCUGAUCGCCAUGUUCAGCUACACAUUCCAAGUGGUCCAGGGCAACGCCGACAUGUUCUGGAAGUUUCAACGCUACCACCUCAUCGUUGAAUAUCACGGGCGACCAGCUCUGGCCCCGCCCUUCAUCCUGCUCAGCCACCUGAGUCUGGUGCUCAAGAGGGUCUUCAGGAAAGAAGCCCAGCACAAGCGUCAACACCUAGAGAGAGAUUUGCCUGCCCCCUUGGACCAGAAGAUCAUUACCUGGGAAACAGUUCAGAAGGAGAACUUCCUGAGCACCAUGGAGAAACGGAGGAGGGACAGCGAGGGAGAGGUGCUGAGGAAAACGGCACACAGAGUGGACUUGAUUGCCAAAUACGUCGGGGGGCUGAGAGAGCAAGAAAAGAGGAUCAAGUGUCUGGAAUCACAGGCCAACUACUGUAUGCUUCUCCUGUCCUCCAUGGCUGACACAGUGGCUCCAGGCGGCACCUACUUAAGCUCUCAGAACUGUGGUCGCAGGAGUCAGCCAGUCUCUGCCAGAGACAAGGAGUACCCAGAGGCUGGCUUGCCACCCUCAGACACCUGA
Arvicola amphibius (Eurasian water vole) is the source of this 3468-nucleotide messenger RNA. It is a transcript of the gene Trpm5, whose product is annotated as transient receptor potential cation channel subfamily M member 5. The transcript has 24 exons. Gene Ontology annotation, molecular function: calcium-activated cation channel activity; ligand-gated calcium channel activity. Gene Ontology annotation, biological process: calcium ion transmembrane transport. Lineage: Eukaryota; Metazoa; Chordata; Mammalia; Rodentia; Cricetidae. The record is from RefSeq and is a predicted model, not a curated record. Gene Ontology annotation, cellular component: membrane. Bases 1 to 3468 code for a protein of 1155 amino acids.